AUGCGCAUAUACAUGCUCGCCCUUUGCCACAUCAACAUCCAUGCAGUUACAGACAUCCUCGCAAAUGUCGUCUGCAGUGGCCAUCGCGACUGGGUCGUCGUCUAUGUUAUCCUCAAGCGCAUCGAGUUUCAAACCACAUACGAUCCUCACUGGUUUGCGUUCUGGGGGUUACUCCCUUGCCAGCUGUUCAAACUCAAUACGUCCGGACCCGGAUUCUCCCGAUUAUGUGACCAAAUGCUUGUAUUCCGAUUGCCAAGAAGCCAAAGACGUACUUUGACCGCCAGAUCUCUUCAUUUAAACAUUGGGACCGUAAGGAUCACGACUGGUGACAAGGACUGA
Letharia columbiana is the source of this 339-nucleotide messenger RNA. RefSeq lists its product as uncharacterized. The transcript has a single exon. The record is from RefSeq and is a predicted model, not a curated record. The coding region runs from base 1 to 339 and encodes 112 amino acids. NCBI's taxonomy places the organism in Eukaryota, Fungi, Ascomycota, Lecanoromycetes, Lecanorales, Parmeliaceae.